CUACCAAGACGAUUUUCUUCGUUGUCGACGCCCGUCUCCCAGAUCGCCUUGAGCUGCCCUCCGCAGCUCACCUUCAAGACGGCUUCCUCAAAGAAGAGAAAGAUUUCGUCCCAGCCCUCGACGCAAGAGGAGCGAAACUCCUCUGAUUCGCCCUCUUCCGACUCUGGCCGCCUGCUGUCCUGCGAACCCGACGACGACCCAGCUUUCUCGUUCUCCGCCUCCGGGCCCAACACCCCAUCCUACCUGCCCGCAGAUUCUCUCCCGGUAUCGAGUGUUCCCCCAAGGCUCCAGCCCAGUGGGAGCUCGCUUGUCUCGGCAGAGUACGCCUCCUCGACAGCGUCCUCCCCGUCCGCCUCUGUGUGUGCCGACUCAACUCUAGACGCCGAAGACGAGUCCGGGUCAGCGCACCCCGCCAAGCCAAGGUGCCGCUCCCCCUUGCGUGUAUCGAAAAGGGCCAUUAUGAAUGGUGAUGCCGACCUUCCCCAGCGUUCAUCGUCACCUCUUAAGCGCCGAGCCUCGAGCAUGGACCCAGAAGCAGAACAGAACAACCAAAACGGGGAGCAGCAGGCUGGUGGAGGCUUGCCCCGCGCCAUGAGCAUCGACCCCCCAGACGUCCCUGCAUCAGGGGCUACCGCCAGUCCUCCAUCCAUCAGUGAGCAGGUUAAAACAAUCGAAACGCUGCUGAAUGCCUCCAAGGAGACCCCACUGAAGGAAGGGGACAAGGCGUACCUCGUCUCUCGAACUUGGGUUGACAAAGCACUUGCUCUGCGUGGGGACUCUUCGCGUCAGAAAGGCGAUGGAAAUGGCGAUGUUGAUUCCGACCCCCUCGGCCCCGUGGACAACAGCGACAUCAUUGAAGAAGUUAUUAAAGACUCUUCUGGAAAGGACUAUGUUCGCCUGAAACCUGGCUCCAGUCUGGAAUCUUUCGAGCUGUUCCCCGAGGACGCAUGGGGCUUGAUAGCAGAGUGGUAUGGCAUGCAAGAUGGGCAACAGCCCAUCGUUCGUUUCGCCAUCGACGCUGCACCUGACCCCAUGUCAGAAUCCAACGUGAUGUAUGAGUUUCACCCGCCGAUCUUCCGCAUUCAUCGUCUGUGGUCCGAAGUCAGCCCAUUGCCAAUUGAGCAGACUCUGAAAGCAAGAAACCCUCCUCCUCUGACUCUUGUUCGAAGCUGCAACUCUCCAGCUCAUGCCUUCCUAAAGGAUGUCAAGACAUUGGCGGGCAUCCCAUUAGAACGCAAAGUUCGGUUGUUCUCAGUGCCGCAGACGCUCCCAGCCUGUGAACCUUCUCAGCGCAAUUCGGCUCCAACACCGCCGGAUUCACCAGGGAGAAAAGAUGCCGCCAAUCCUCAAAACACAUGGCCGUAUCUCCUCCUUGACAGCCCCUCAUUUGCACAAGUUCGAGAUCAGAGGAUCAAGGUUGAUCUCGCGGAUACCACAACAAACGGCAACUACAAUGGCAGCUCUACCCUACAGCACUGGAACCUGGUGACAGAUCAGACUCUUGUGCUUGAUGAAGCCAUUGAGAACGCUUGGGUCAGUACGUACACCGGUCGUAAGGGAGCCAAGUCUGGCCCUGCUAGGGGUAACGCCUCUGGACUCUCAUCCAAGAACAAUAGCGGGCGCAACAGUCCCGCUCCACUGGCGGGUCGUGGGCGGGCUCUACGCACAAAACCAGGAAGAAGCCUGGGCGCCGUUGGAUUUCACAACCUCGGAAAUACCUGCUACAUGAACUCGGCAUUACAGUGCGUCCGCAGUGUCGAGGAACUGACCAAGUACUUCCUCACUGAUUCCUACACAGAGGAGAUCAAUAAGACAAAUCCUCUCGGUUAUAAUGGACGAGUUGCAUUAGCCUACAUGAACUUGCUGAAGGAGGUUUACGAGGAAGGUAGGGGCUCGGUAAGCCCUCGAGAAUUUAAGACUACAGUAGGACGCUGCCGCAGCACAUUUCAAGGAUGGGGCCAACAGGAUUCCCAAGAAUUUCUCGGCUUCCUUCUAGACGCGCUUCAGGAAGAUCUCAGUCGCAUCAAGAAGAAGCCAUACAUUGAAAAACCUGAUUCCACUGACGAGAUGAUCAAUAACCCUGAGGCAAUCCGCAAAAUGGCCGAAGAGGUUUGGGAUAUCACCAGGAAGCGAGACGACUCGGUUAUUGCUGACCUCUUCACUGGGAUGUAUAAAUCGACCCUGAAAUGCCCCGAGUGUGGCAAGAUAAGCAUCACGUUUGACCCUUUCAACAACUUGACUCUUCCCCUCCCGGUUGAGGACCUGUGGCAUCGGACUGUUAAGUUCUUUCCUCUGAAUGAGGCCCCCGUGAAGAUCGAUGUUGAACUGCCAAAGCACAGCGCUGUCGAGGCCCUGAAGCAAUUCAUCUCUACCCGUACUGGUGUCCCCAUCAACCGGUUAAUGGGCGCUGAGGAAUUCAAAGAACGCUUCUUCAAAAUAUACGAAGACCAACAGGAUGUGUCGGCAGAGAUUCAAUCAACAGACCUGCCAACUAUCCAUGAGAUCGAAGCUGUUCCGACCAACUGGCCUAAUAAAAUGAAGGCCAAGAGGUACAGAUCCAUGCUCGACAUUGAUUCACCAAUCGAUGCCACCGAAUGGGAUGAUCCUAGGUACGAAACAAUGGUGGUUCCCGUGUUUCAUCGUCGGCCUAAUGUAAUUGGAGAUGGCACAAAUCCCCCCCCUCACUUCAUCGUCUUGACACGUGAGGAAGCCUCGAGCUAUGAUACGAUUCAACGUAAAGUUCUCGAAAAGGUUGCAACAUUCUCCACGUGGCCGGUACUCGUGGAUGAAGGCGAUGACGACGCAGACGACACAAAUAAUGUUGAUUCGGAUGGCGUCGUGGUCCCCUCAGACGUCGACUCCUCUGGUGAUGGCAAAGUUGCAGCGCGGUCAGUUGAGGGCGAGGAGGAUAUGGUGGAUGUCACAAUGACUUCGGAUACUAAAAAUACCGUGGCUCAGUCUAACCAUCCGCUGGAGCAGUCUAAGAUCCUGAAGCAAUUCAGCAACAAGAGGCCCUCCUACGCCACAAACCUUCAAAGCUUCCUCGACCCGGAGCUUCAAAAUCUCUUUGAGCUCAGCUACUUCGUUGAUGGAACCGAUGGCGCUGUUCCCACAGGAUGGGGCCAUGUCGACAGCAACCGCACCUUGCCGAAGAUUUCCGACCGCAUACCCCAGGACAGUGAGGAAGCCGACCAGCCCAGUCCCGGUAGUUGGGCCAGCACACCUUCCGGAAACGAAGAAAGUAGCAAUGACGAGGCCCCGAAGGCUGAACCUAGCCAGACGCGUAUGAUGGACGAACAAACUGACGAGGAAGACGACAAGCCGCGAUUCGCAAAGCGUGCCCAUCAGAAGGGUGGCGGCAAGAAGAAGUUCAAGGAUCACAAGACAUAUGGAAAGAAAGGGAAUAAGCGCAGAGAGAGACAAGCAAAGGCUGGGAGAGAGGCCGCGCGGGCCGCUGCUGCUGUCAAGCCACAGCCAAUGCCCCCAACCGUUGCCGAUGGCGGCCCAUUGAUUAGAUUGGGAGAAGGUCUUGUCGUGGACUGGAGCGAGGAUGCUUGGGGCACAGUCUUCGGUUACGGCGACCUCGACCAUGGCAAGGGGGAAAAGACCUAUAUAGAUCCCGAAACCCUCAAUGACCCGGCCCUCAAGAUUUCACAGCGGAGGCGCAUGAACCGCCGUUCUCGUGGCAUCACGCUUGAGGAAUGCCUGGACGAAUUUGAAAGGGCUGAGGUUCUCUCCGAACAAGACAUGUGGUACUGUCCUCGGUGCAAGGAGCAUCGGCGAGCAAGCAAGAAGUUUGAUCUCUGGAAAACUCCAGAUAUCCUCGUCGCUCAUCUUAAACGCUUCAGUAGCUCGGGCUAUCGUCGCGACAAGCUGGACGUUUUGGUGGACUUUCCCAUUGAUGGCCUGGAUCUGACAUCUCGUGUUAUAGAACAGACAGAUGGCCAGAAUGAAGUCUACGACUUGAUUGCUGUCGAUGACCAUUACGGGGGCCUUGGAGGGGGCCACUACACGGCAUACGCGAAGAACUUUAUGGAUGGGCGCUGGUACAACUACAAUGAUUCGUCCGUAAGCCAGGUGUCAGACCCCUCGUCAGUUGUGACAAGUGCGGCAUACCUUCUCUUCUAUCGCCGGCGGUCAAGCAAGCCUUUGGGAGGCCCACGAUUCCAGCCCAUUUUCGAGUCUUUUGAUAAACCAAGUCACGACGAAGACUCGGACACUGAGAUAGGAGAAGAUGAUCAGUCUGACAACGGGGUUUCCCGCAACGGCACGGUAAAUACUGGGAUUAAAACGACAGCUAUUCGGCCCAGGGCUGACCAGGCCUCAGCAACAUCGGCUCUCGCAUCUCUAGAGUCCAUGGAUGAUGAUGAUGAACAGCUCCCUGGGUAUGGAGAGGUCGUUGCCAAGGCUUCGCUCCACCCGAGCAUUGAAGAUGAAGGCGUCGACAUGACGGACAGUGAUCCUGCCCAAUCAAACCCAAUAAUUCAAGGAUGGAGCUUCAGUGGCAUCUCCGGUAAUGGCCGGGAGGGAUCUACAGGUGCUGAUAUCGGCAGCGACGAUGUUCAGCAUGGGUCAACAGACGAUGAACGCAUGGGACCUCAAAAUUUCGAUGACCAGGAUGUCGAAAUGGCCUCGGUGACUGCGGAGUUAGACAGCCAAGAGCAACUGUCCGCAACGGACGGCAACGCUCAGACCUCAUGGAAUCGCAAGGACAUUAUAUCCGUGCCCGCUAAAACCGGCAGUGAUAGAGACUCUGACGAGGUGGCCGAAAUACACAUCGAGGGCGAGAGCAGGGGACCACUGGCCAAU
Clonostachys solani is the source of this 4809-nucleotide messenger RNA. The record is from the annotation of a GenBank genome assembly. Lineage: Eukaryota; Fungi; Ascomycota; Sordariomycetes; Hypocreales; Bionectriaceae.